AUGAGUGUGAUCGACAUUUUAACUCGAGUCGACUCGAUCUGCAAGAAAUACGACAAAUACGACGUCGACAAGCAGAAAGACCAAAAUGUCUCCGGUGACGACGCCUUCGCUCGUCUAUACUCCGCCGUCGAAGACGAAAUCGAUGCCGCUCUUCAGAAAGCUGAGGCAGCCUCUAAGGAGAAGAAUAGGGCAUCUGUAGUGGCGAUUAAUGCGGAGAUUCGUCGCACCAAGGCCAGGUUGGUAGAGGAGGUCCCUAAAUUGCAGAGAUUGGCCAUGAAAAAGGUUUCAUUCCUUCCAAUUCCUAUUGAUAUUCAUUUGAAGCAACCAGAAAUGAGUGUGAUCGACAUUUUAACUCGAGUCGACUCGAUCUGCAAGAAAUACGACAAAUACGACGUCGACAAGCAGAAAGACCAAAAUGUCUCCGGUGACGACGCCUUCGCUCGUCUAUACUCCGCCGUCGAAGACGAAAUCGAUGCCGCUCUUCAGAAAGCUGAGGCAGCCUCUAAGGAGAAGAAUAGGGCAUCUGUAGUGGCGAUUAAUGCGGAGAUUCGUCGCACCAAGGCCAGGUUGGUAGAGGAGGUCCCUAAAUUGCAGAGAUUGGCCAUGAAAAAGGUCAAAGGGCUUUCGACAGAAGAAUUUGCUGCCCGCAAUGAUUUGGUUCUUGCACUACCUGAUAGGAUUCAAGCCAUACCAGAUGGGACUGCAGGUGCACCUAAACAAACUGGAGGCUGGACAGCUUCAGCUUCUCGUACAGAAAUCAAGUUCGAUUCAGAUGGACGGUUUGAUGAUGAAUAUUUCCAGCAAACCGAAGAGUCAAGUCAAUUUAGGCAAGAGUAUGAGAUGCGGAAAAUGAAACAGGCAUGUGACCAAGGUUUGGAUGUCAUAGCAGAAGGUUUGGAUACAUUGAAAAACAUGGCCCAUGAUAUGAACGAGGAAUUGGAUAGGCAAGUUCCUUUGAUGGAUGAGAUUGACACUAAGGUCAGAGAAUUUAACUUGUCCUCGUAAUGUGUUUUGGAACACCAUUUCAUACAUGGAAGGGUAAAUAGCAAAAUAAUCGAAGAAGCAUUCUGAUCUUGUCUUGUGUUUUUUUGGGUGGGUUGUGAUCUUCUUCAUGGUCAGGUUGGCUUUAGUUUUUAAUCUCACUUUUGAAUCUUUUCAAAGUUUCUCAUAACACAGUCAACUUCCAUGCUUGUUUCGGUGUUCAUUUUGUUUCCGUUUUUAUUUGCAGUGUAUUGAAGUAAAAUGGUAAAA
Messenger RNA from Ilex paraguariensis (yerba mate), 1251 nucleotides. The record is from the annotation of a GenBank genome assembly. NCBI's taxonomy places the organism in Eukaryota, Viridiplantae, Streptophyta, Magnoliopsida, Aquifoliales, Aquifoliaceae.